UAUUUGUUUGAAUCGCUAGCGUUGUGACAACUCUUUCCAAAAACGAGUGGGACAAAAAUAUCUUACAGAAUUGAAUUGAAGGAUGCUGCUCAUUUCGUUGUUCGUUAUUUUGUUACCGCUUGCAUUGUCAGGUACAGUUCAAUCUAAAUGGACAAGAAGUCUCACAGCGUCAAAGCGAUAUUUUUGUGGCGAAUCAUGUCCCGCCUCAUGCUUUCCAGCCUGCUCACCAGCUUGUUGCACACAGCUACCACCUCGUCCCGCGUGUCCUCUGCCAUGUCCAGCAACAUGUGCUCCUACUUGCUCACCUACCUGCUGUGCAGGGCCACCCGGUCCUCCUGGCCUUCCUGGUUGUCCAGGUGUACCUGGAUGCAAGGGAUGGUCUGGUCCACAGGGUCCACCAGGCUGUAUGGGCCCACCUGGACAACCUGGUUGCCCCGGUCUACCCGCACCACCUUCACAAUGUGCUCCAGUUUGUAUACAUCAUUGUAUGAAAAUCUGUCCCCUACCAUGUUGCAAACCUGUGCCACCACCAUGCCCGUGCCCUCCCCCACCCCCACCGUGCUACACAUGUCGCAUCCCACCACCUCCUCCACCAAGUCCAACUUGCUGCCCAGUCUUAUCCCAACCAUGUCCCUGCCCACCACCACCACCACCAGUAUGUGGACAACAAUUUCCCUGUCCUCCACCACUACCACCACCACCUCCUGCAGUGUCUUGCUGUCCAAACAAGUGCAAAUUCAUGGAUUCAAAAAUUUUAUUUCUUGUCGUAGCCACAAUUUUUGUCUUGGCUGAAGCCAGAUACUAUAAAAGAGAGGCAAUUCCCUGUGGUUAUGGUUGUCCAGGAUAUUGCGCACCAGCGUGUGCCACAGUGUGUUGCAGGCCACCACCUCCUCCACCUCCACCACCUCCUCCACCACCCCCACCACCACCACCUCCUCCAGGUCCACCUGGUAUAAAUGGACAUGAUGGACCACCAGGAAUGCCCGGACCUUCUGGAAUGAAAGGUCCACCGGGGGAUCCCGGUCCAAUGGGAAUGCCAGGUCCUCCAGGUCCCCCAGGAGAGCCUGGUUUACCGUCUGAUACAAGAGAAGCUAAUCCAUGUCCUCCGGGAUGUCCAGGCUACUGUGCACCAUCAUGUGCUGUGUCGUGUUGUUCACCACCUCCACCUCCACCACCUCCACCACCACCACCACCUCCUCCCCCACCUCCUCCAGCACUUCCAGGUCCACCAGGUCCAUCAGGUAACCAAGGUCCACCGGGAGUUCCCGGACCACUUGGUCCACCAGGUGAAGCCGGACCACCAGGACCUCCUGGCCCACCAGGUCCACCCGGGUUGCCCGGUGACCCAGCUCCACCCCCACCCCCUCCCCCACCAUGUCCACCAGUUUGUGCUCAUACCUGCAUAAGCUCUUGCCCAGGAUGGUGUUGCCAUGGACAACUCGCCGAUCUCAGUUUAUGCUUGUGUACCAAAUAUCAGAACUUAUUCUUGCGUGCCAAGAUGGAUUUCAAGUUAUCUGUCGGGUUUCUCCUGGUGUUGGUCUCUUGCGCAGCGGCAAAAAGCCCAUUUUUGUAUAAAAGAAAUGCUAGACCAUGUGGCGGGGGAUGCUCAGCUGUAUGCGCACCUGCUUGUACUCAUCAUUGUUGUUAUCCUCCUCCACCUCCACCACCUCCUCCACCACCAGUUCUUCCACCGCCACCACCAGGUCCACCUGGUCUUGAUGGUCCUAUGGGGAUGCCCGGUCCAAUGGGGCCUGAUGGUCCAAAAGGUCCACUUGGUAUGCCAGGUCCUCCAGGCCCACCAGGCCAACCUGGCCAGCCAGGGGCACCAGCUGGUCCACCCGGAAGAGACGGUCCACCGGGACCACCAGGUGCAUCAGGACACCAAGGUCCACCAGGAGACCCAGGCAUCAUGGGUCCACCAGGACCACCAGGACCUCAAGGAAGCCCAGCGCCUCCAGGACCUCCUCCACCUUGCCCACCAAUAUGCGCACAUACGUGCAUCAGAGCUUGCCCUCAACCCUGUUGUCACGGACGUUAAAAAUAACGUUUACUUUAUCAAACGGAUUUUAAUUUGUUUGGAAAAUUCAUUAAUAAAAUUCCUCAGAUAAGUAGUAGGAGCUGUAAUCACGUUGCAGAAUUGCAUAGUAAUAAAAAAUAGAAAAUGUAA
This is a messenger RNA of Xenia sp. Carnegie-2017, 2167 nucleotides long. Its product is annotated as basic proline-rich protein-like. The record is from RefSeq and is a predicted model, not a curated record. The transcript is spliced from 9 exons. The coding region runs from base 83 to 2038 and encodes 651 amino acids. Gene Ontology annotation, cellular component: extracellular region. Lineage: Eukaryota; Metazoa; Cnidaria; Anthozoa; Malacalcyonacea; Xeniidae.